CCCACUCUCGCUGCCCGGUGCCAGGAGAGGCGAUGGCUGGAGGACAGGGUGUCCUGCUGGCGCUGCUGGCUGUGCUGACCCUGCAGGGCGUGGGGGCUGUGAAAGUGGGCAACGUGCUGAUCCAGGCUGAUUUCUACCAGCGGGAUGAGAGGCUGCAGCAGGAGGGCGGCCAGUUCAUGUUUGAUUUUGACGGGGACGAGCUCUUCCACGUGGAUCUGCAGAAGACAGAGACCGUCUGGCGCCUGCCCGAGUUCGGGAACUUCGCCACCUUCGAGGCGCAGAGAGCGCUGCAGAACAUGGCUGUACUCAAACAGAACUUGGCAGUCACGAUGAAAAGGUCCAACCGCUCACAGGCAACCACCGUGCCACCCGAGGCAACGGUGUUCUCCGAGGACCCUGUGGAGCUGGGGGACCCCAACGUCCUGAUCUGUUACGUGGACAAGUUCUGGCCAUCCGUGAUCUCCAUCAGGUGGCUGAAGAACGGGCAGCAGGUGACAGACGGUGUCCUCGAGACUAUUUUCUACCGAGGGCAGGACUUCACCUUCCGCAAGUUCUCCUACUUGCCCUUCAUCCCCACCCGGGGGGACUACUACGACUGCCGCGUGGAGCAUGAGGGGCUGUCCACCGCCCUCCUGAAGCACUGGGAGCCCCAGGUGCCCCUCCCCGCCUCCGAGAGCACCGAGACCCUGGUGUGCGCCCUGGGCCUGGCCGUGGGCAUCGUCGGUAUCAUCGUGGGCACCAUCCUCAUCAUCAAGGCCAUGAAGAUGAACAGCGCCCGCAACCAGCGGGACCCCUUGUGAGGGGGCAGAGCCCAGGGCUCCCUGCCUCCCCCCAGCCAGACCCUCUGCACCUUCAUCCAGCCCUCGCCUCAGCCUGGUGGGAGCUGCCCCAUAUCCCUGCCCCACCUCAUCAGCACCCCCUUCUCCCGUGCGCACCACACACAGACAUGCUAGAGACAGCUCCAGAGCCAGACCCGGCAGUGGCCCGUCCCCACAGGGGGCUGGGCUGCUUCCCGUGGCUGGGGCGAGCCUGGGUGGCACCUGGGGCCACUCCGGCUCACCCAUUGCCAGGGGAAAUUGCUGCAGAGCCCGGGGACCUACACUGGUCCCGGUACCCAGCCCACACCGCCGCCACGCUGGGGCUGCCCUGCCCACAGCCCCUGACCACACGGCCAUCUCCAGCUGGGGACGCGGCACCUCCUCCCAGUCCAGAUGCGGGGUCUCCACUGCAGACCCCUGAAGGGAGGGGAGGUGUGCCCCGCCCCACAGCUCCCCCUCUGCGCACAGUCCUGCACCCUGCGCUCCUGCUCUGCUGCUUUGUCACCACAAUAAAGUGGGUUGGGGUUGAUCCUGC
This is a messenger RNA of Gavia stellata (red-throated loon), 1353 nucleotides long. RefSeq names its product HLA class II histocompatibility antigen, DR alpha chain-like. The coding region runs from base 33 to 800 and encodes 255 amino acids. Gene Ontology annotation, cellular component: MHC class II protein complex; membrane. The transcript is spliced from 4 exons. The record is from RefSeq and is a predicted model, not a curated record. Gene Ontology annotation, molecular function: MHC class II protein complex binding. Lineage: Eukaryota; Metazoa; Chordata; Aves; Gaviiformes; Gaviidae. Gene Ontology annotation, biological process: immunoglobulin production involved in immunoglobulin-mediated immune response; peptide antigen assembly with MHC class II protein complex; antigen processing and presentation of exogenous peptide antigen via MHC class II.